Messenger RNA from Hydra vulgaris (swiftwater hydra), 1212 nucleotides. Its product is annotated as zinc finger MYM-type protein 1-like. Gene Ontology annotation, molecular function: protein dimerization activity. The record is from RefSeq and is a predicted model, not a curated record. Lineage: Eukaryota; Metazoa; Cnidaria; Hydrozoa; Anthoathecata; Hydridae.
AUGCAAAUUGAUGGAAAACAGAAGCGCUACUGCUCACAGAAUCUCUUUUAUCGUGUUCAUUCUCGCAAUGGUGAGAAAGUCCCAAGGUCAUGGUUGUGUUAUUCACCAGCAACAUCUCGCAUUUACUGCUUUGUAUGUAAAUUAUUUUCUCCUGAUGAUAAUUCAUUCUCAAGGAAUGGUUUUUGUGAUUGGAAAAAUGCAGCUUCACGAAUACAGUCACAUGAAAACAGCAUUGCACAUAGAAAUGCAACAAUCACAUUCAGCCAAAGAGUACAAGUCAGAGGAUGUGUAGAUUCAGCAAUAGUUGAGCAAUACAGACAGGAAUGUGCAUAUGCAAAAUCUGUGCUAGAAAGAGUUGUCUCAGUUAUCAAAUUCCUUGCUGAAAGAGGGCUGGGAAUUUUGGAGUUGAUUGCUCAGUUUGAUCCAUUCCUCUCCAGUCAUAUUGACAACCAUGGUAGUAAGGGCAAAGGCUCUGUUUCAUACCUGUCAUCAACAAUUUGUGAUGAGUUAAUUGAUGUCAUGGGAAAGCAAGUUAUGAAAACAAUAUUGUCUGAAAUACGUGGAGCAAAAAUUUAUUCGAUUUCUGUUGACUCUACUCCAGACAUACCUCAUGUUGAUAGGCUGUCAUGUGUCUUUCGAUAUGUUUUGAACGAUGGCCCUAUAGAAAGGUUUGUGCAAUUUUUAAGCAUGAAAGGACAUGGGGCAGAAGAUUUGUUUAACAGUUUAUACAGCUUUCUGGAAGAAGCAAAGUUGGAUAUAAAAUAUUGCCGAGGUCAGUCCUACGAUAAUGCUAGCAAUAUGGCAGGAAAAUAUUCAGGGUUACAGGCACGCAUUCGAGAGAAGAACCCAUUGGCUGAAUAUGUGCCAUGUUUUGCACACUCCCUUAAUUUAGUCGGUGCAUCAGCUGUAAACUGCGUGACAUAUGUAGAUGAUUUGGAAGAGUCAUUUGAAGAUGAAAUACUUCACUUCAAAGAAUAUUUGUUAGCUGAUACGUACUUGCAACAGAAUGAGAAAGAACUGAAACGUAGCAUAGAGCUGUAUAUGUAUUGGGCUUUGAGAAACAGCAGUGCACUACAAGAUAUAUUUCCAAAUGCUGCCACAGCACUUCACAUAUACCUCAGUUUGAUAAUCACCAACUGCAGUGAUGAAAGAUCAUUCUCUGCAUUGAAACGGAUAAAAAACUGCGAAGUGCUUUGGGUGGUGACAAACUAA